Messenger RNA from Penicillium hordei, 1128 nucleotides. RefSeq lists its product as uncharacterized. The transcript has a single exon. Gene Ontology annotation, molecular function: palmitoyl-(protein) hydrolase activity. Gene Ontology annotation, cellular component: membrane. The record is from RefSeq and is a predicted model, not a curated record. Lineage: Eukaryota; Fungi; Ascomycota; Eurotiomycetes; Eurotiales; Aspergillaceae. The coding region runs from base 1 to 1128 and encodes 375 amino acids.
AUGGAUUCACCUGGUCGGGUCUUCUCUCGCUAUUUCUCUGUCACGGCAGUCAAGAAUAUCACCAUCGGGGGCGUCAUGAUUCCUCAACUUUUUGUCCCGCCAGUCAUGUUCGUCGGAAUGCUGUUAACUCUCUGGGCCUGGAAAUGCUUUUGGAUCAUUGUGAUGCAAGAUCGACUGAUGUAUAUGUCCUGGAUGCCUCCAUUCUCGCGGUCGGAGAAUAUGGAAGAUUAUGAGAUCGAGUGUCGGCCUGUGCGGUGGGAGGAGUCUUACUUCCGCAGCCUAGAUGGCACCAAAUUGGCCAUUUGUAUCGGCACUAUUCCCCAGGGUGAUUUUUCACCUCCAUUGUUACCUCCCCCUCUGCAGCAGCGUAAGCGACAUGUCGUGGUCUGUUAUUUCCAAGGCAAUGGGGGUUCCAUGCCACCGCGACUCCCCAUCCUCUCCACGGUGCUGCGAGCGUUAAGUUCCACACCAUCCUCCCCAAAUGCGCCACCCACUGAAUAUACACUGGUAGCUCUAUCCUACCGCGGCUACUGGAAAUCCUCCGGUCGCGCAUCGCAGAUUGGGCUUGAGCGGGACGCCCAAGCUUUCCUGGACUGGGUUGCGGAAACCUACUCGACCCCCGAUACCGAUCUCAAGGUCGUUCUCUGGGGUCACAGCCUAGGCUCUGCGGUGGUAAGCCAUACUACGCCCACCUAUCUCAACCGUUUAACCUCUACCGAGGGGGGCACUCCAGAUCAUCUGCUCUCCGGGAUUGUGUUGGAAACCCCAUCCACCAGCACUAAAGACAUCCUGAAAAAUCUGUACCCCCAGCGAUGGCUUCCCUAUCGUUAUCUAUGGCCCUUCCUCUGGAACAAUUGGAGUAGCGCUGCAGCAAUUACCCGGAUCGCUCGUUGGCGGGAUGAUGCUCCAGACGAGCGGAGACAACCGCCUGCAAUCCUGUUGCUCAUCGCGGACCAGGAUGAGAUGAUUCCGUCUACGGCAGCAGAUGAGUUAGAGCGGUUGUGUCGACAGCAUGGAUUGGACGCUGAGCGGAAGAGUGUUGCAGGUGCGCUGCAUACGGAGGCUGUAUUGAAACGUGAGGGGCGGGAAACUCUACUAGCAUUCAUUCGGCGAGUGACACAAAAUUAG